AUGAAUGAAUCAAAGAAACGAGCAUUAACCCUGACCCCCAACUCCAAUAUGCAGGCGAUACCAGGUAAGAAACGAAUGUUAAAUGGAUCUCCACAAAGAUUAACAAAAUUACAACCAAGCUCAAGUGAAGCUAUCGAUUGGCAAAGACAGUACAUAGUCCAGAAAAGCGAAUUAAAGCGUACUAAAAAGCUAAAUCAGUAUUUGGAGUUGGAAAGAAAAUGCUAUAAGAGUGGGCUAUAA
Torulaspora delbrueckii is the source of this 240-nucleotide messenger RNA. RefSeq lists its product as uncharacterized. The record is from RefSeq and is a predicted model, not a curated record. The transcript has a single exon. Lineage: Eukaryota; Fungi; Ascomycota; Saccharomycetes; Saccharomycetales; Saccharomycetaceae. Bases 1 to 240 code for a protein of 79 amino acids.